AUGAGUAAACAUCCAAUUCAAAAUUAUUAAAUUUUAAAGGUCAUUGGCAAGGUAUUUAAAGUUAUUAAACAUUUUGUAAGGGAGCAUUCGCUAUAGUUUAUUAAGGUUAACAUCAAAAAACUAAAGAGAUAGUUGCCAUUAAAUAAAUAAGUACUGAUAUGUAAGAAGGUCCACAUAAAAAGAAAAUGUUAGAGUUAUUUAGUUAAGAAAUUGAAAUCAUGAAAUCUAUUAAACAUUAAAACAUAAUUGAAUUAAAAGAAGUGCAAUAUACUUCUGAUUCAAUUAAUAUGAUACUAGAGUAUUGUGCUCUUGGUGAUUUAGAAAAGUACAUCAAAAAGAAUUCUGCAAAAAAUAGAUUAGCUGAAGAUGAAGCUAAACCAAUUAUCCUUUAAUUAUUGGAUGCUAUGAAAAUUUUACGUUUAAAAAAUGUCGUUCAUCGAGAUCUCAAACUUGCAAAUAUUCUCAUAAAUGAAUAAAUGUAAAUAAAAUUAGGUGACUUUGGAUUUGCUAAAUCUGUUAAAAAUGAUUUAAUGGAAUCAUAUUGUGGAACACCUAUUACUAUGGCUCCAGAAAUACUUAAGUAAUCAUUUUAUAAUAAUUUUAAAGGAAAAAUGAUAAUUAUGAUCAUAAAUGUGAUAUUUGGUCUUUAGGUGUCAUGAUCUAUUAAAUUAUAUAUGGAUAACCACCAUUUAUUCCAAAAAAAGGAACUGUAUAAGAUUUGAUCAGCGAAAUUGAAAAAUAAAUUGUACACAUAAAUUAUAUAAAUUAGAUCCUUUUUCCUUAAUAAAUUAUUGUCUCUUCUGAAUGUAUAGACUUAAUACGUAAAAUGCUUGUUGAAGAUCCAAAAAAAAGAAUAUCUUUUGAAGAUCUUUUUAGACAUCCAUGGUGUAAUACUGAAGUAAUUGAUCUUAGAAAAUCUUUUCUAAAGACUUAUGCACCAUAACACUAAGAAUUUCUUAUUAAUUUAUCUUUUACAAUCUAAUAACAAAAUAAUUAGCUAAUCUCGAUAACACGAUUGAUUUAAUCAAUUGAGAAUAAGUAUUAAGAAUUCACUUAAAUUUGUAUUGACUUUCGAAAUGUUUUGACCAAAAUUUUUUCAUCAAUUCAGUUGAAUAUUAUUUACUCAAAUUAAAAGGUUUGUAUUAAAAUACCAGAUAAAUUUCAUUAUUUUAAUUAUCAAUAGGAAUUGUUAAUAUUUUUAGCCAACUUAUAUGAAACAGCUAUUAAAUAUAAUAAUAGUAAUAUCCUUGAUUUUCUUGAUUUGAAUAUAAAAAAUUACUAAAUAACCAAUUAUUUUUCUAUAUAAUAUGAAGAAUAUACUGUUACGUUAUUAGAGGAAAUUAAGAAUUUGAAAUUCUCAGAAGAAAUAAACAAAGGAAAAUCAUUAAUAUAAGUGGAAGAUUAUAAAGGAUAAAAUAAAUUUCUAAAUUCAGAUUUAAACACUUUAAUUGAACUUAUAAGAGACAGAUUUAAAAAUUAAUGA
Molecule: messenger RNA, 1483 nt
Organism: Paramecium pentaurelia
Lineage: Eukaryota; Ciliophora; Oligohymenophorea; Peniculida; Parameciidae
Source: the annotation of a GenBank genome assembly